UUCGCCACGUCGAGAUACAAGAGCUCCUUCUUCGAUUUUAUUUUCCAUUUUUUUUUUAACACUAUUGGCUGCUGCCUUUCGUCGCGUUCACGCGUAAUUCCAAACAAAAUAUGAGAUCCUAAACGAACCAAGGAAAAACAAUUCAAUCGAAAAAGAAGCAGUGAAAAAGCGUGAAAAAUCGCCGGAAGAAAAGCAAACAAAACAGAGUGAUAUAUAUACUUUUUUUUUGCUGUUCAGUUAGUGGUGCAAAUUAAAAAAAGGCCUCGCAAUGCCUCUGUAUUCGGAUUCGACCAACUACUAUUACAGUGGCGGCAGCAGUCAGCUGUAUUCGCCAUACUAUAGCUCCGGUUUGGGCCUAAAUCUGGGCUCCGGCUCCAGUUAUACCUCCAGCUACAAUCGCUCCUAUCCGGCCAGCUAUAUGGUACCGCUGGGUCCCUCCUCACCACGAUCGCCCAUCAGUUAUACCGGCAGCAGUUCCACUUCCUCCUCGGUGUCAAGGUAUCAACCAAAACUCACAACAAUCACCGAGAGUGGGCGGCACAGUGGUCACAGCAGUCUGAUGCCUUUGACCAGGAUACAAUCGCCCAAAUACAGUAGCUCCUCGGUGUCAAGUCCCAGUUAUGGCUCCUCGGGAACCACAAGUCGUUAUAUACCACCGCGUCCCAUUGCCAUCAAUACGGCGGAUAUAGAUGUGAGCUCUUCCAGAUAUCGCAGGGGAGUGUCCUCAGCCAGGACAUUGGAAAAAGAGCAGAAAGAAAAGGAAGAGAAUAAGGAGAAACCUUCACAGACCAAAGAAGAAACCAAAGAGGAGAAUACAACCACCAAACAGGAGCAAGAGGCCACUCCAUUGGAUAAUCAAGAUCCGGCCAGAACCGAAACCCGUCCCAAUCGUCGUUCGACCAUCAAAAGAAACCGUGCCGUCGUCCGACUCUCCACAAUUCGCAGACGCAGCAAGGAACGGCCCAAGGAGCAGGUACUGCAGCAGGCACAAGAGGAUCAUCAGUUUAGGGAUCUACCGCCGGCCACCGAGCCCAGUCUCAGUUGGCGUCAGAAAUUGGCCGAGGAACUGGCCGCCUUUCCCGUCACCAGCAACAAAAAGUCACCAGGAGAGCUGCUCCGCGAGAGAUUCUACAUCCGAGAUGAGAAGGAAGAACAGCCACAGCCCAUACUUAGACAGAACCUAAAGAGGAGUCAAACUCCAGAGGUGACGGAGACUAAAACCAAACUGGACAAGGAUGAACAGGAGGACUCGGACUCCACCUCUGUCUCCGCCUCGGAGAAGCAGGAAAAUCUCGAGGAAAUUGAAAAGACCAUAAGACGCCUCAGUUUGGUGCAGUGUCCCACGUUCCAUGACAUUUGCGAGGAUAUUUCCUCCGAUAAAAUCGACGAUGAUCUAAAUGCUGGUGAACUGCGCCGUCGAGCCUCUAUUAUCCAAGAACAGGAACAGGAGAUCCUUAAUAAGUUGCAAAAGUCCAGCUCCGGCACCUUCCAGUUGAUCCAUCUGGAGCGCCGGUCCAGUCAUGAUAGCACCACCACGGCGGAUGAGGCGGUGGCCAGCGGUGAGAGAGCCAAGCGACGCUCCAAGAAGAGUAAGAAGUUGCGCCACAAGAUCACCGCCAUUGUGGAGGUAGAGAAUGCCCCUCAGGUGACGCCACAAAUCGAUCAUAUGCCCAGUGUCCUGGAACUUAAUGAGGACUCCUCGAACCUGCAGUCCCUGACCGCUGUCAGCUCCGGUUCCGGUUCGAGUUCCACACCAAGUCCCAGUCCUAAGCCCAAGUUCACGGUGAAUGUGGAGACGGUGGAGGAGCACCAUCAGAUACACAAGGUAUUCAAGUUGCCCAAGAAAAAGAUAGAAGUGCAAGAGAAGACUGUCCUUCCCGAGGGUUUCAUGCGGGCAGCUCCCAAAACUACCAAGACAUCGCCUCUAAAGAAGGUCAACACCAAAGCUGCCCAACCACCGGAGCAACAUGUGAGUGUGGCACAAAUUUUCACCUUCGAUGAGGCAGCCAUACAGGAGCAGCAGCAAAAGCAACAACAACAACAACAACAACAGGAGCAGCAUCAGCCCAAGCCAACCGAAGCCAAGGUCGAGGGUGGUGUAGCCACGCCCAAGCCCAUUCGCAAGGCCAUUCAGAAAUCCGAAAGUGGUGAAGACUUUUGGUCGCAAAUCGGUUCACGGGAAACUCUCUACAUGACCAAUCGGAAAAAGGCCAAUACCGAGCGACAGGAGCGACUCCUCGAAGAAGAAAUGCAACCGACUUCACCAACUACACCCAAGGAAACAAAGACAGAAUCAAAGACACCAACAACACCGAAACUCAAGUCGGAACUACUCAUAGAACUCAAGACAGCGACAACUCCAACGGAGAUAAAGAGCGCAACAGCUACAACCGGAAAAGAUGCAUCAAAAACUACACCAACACCCACCUCAGAUACACCAAAACUAAAAACAACAAUUGCCACAUCGCCCAAGAAAAAAGCAACUGCAACGGAGGCGGCUAAAACCAAACCAACAAUUGCUUUAGCUAAGAAAGUUUCACCAAAAUCAACAACAGUUGAAGCGAAGUCUACAACGCCCUCAAAAGAUUCUCCUACAACUAAAGUGACGACACCAAUGACACCAAAAAUAAUUGUGGAAACACCACCCCUAAAAGUGGAAACACCAACAAAAAUUUCACCUACAAAACCAGAAACACCAAAAUCAAAAAUGGAAACACCACCAAUAAAAACAGAAACACCAACCAUUGUUGCCACAACGACCUUGCAGGAAAAACCCAAAGCUCCAUCAACAACAACAGAAAUUAAAGUAGAGACAGCUGCAAAAAUUUCCCCAACAACAAAGGAGGAGAAGUCAACAGCUGCAAAAAUUGCAACAACAGCAACCGGUGAGGAAAAGUCAACAACGUCACAGAUUAAAACUGAGCCGCCAACAAAAGUUUCUCCAACCAAAUUAGAAAUCAAAACUGCAACACCACCAACAUCACAGGCUAAACCUGCAACACCGCCAACACCACAGGCUAAACCUGCAACACCACAAGCUAAAGCUGCAACACCACAGACUAAAGCUGCAACACCACCAACAGCACAGGCUAAAGUUGCAACAGCUAAAACAAUAUCUGGCAACGCUGCUGCAACACCAACAGCAGCGACCAAAUCAAAACUGAACGAAACAGCAGGGCCAAAAAUAAAUAACGGGCAAAUGGCCAAGUCACCUGAACAACAACAGGCAACGGCGGCCGCCGCUGCUGUCUCGGUCUCAACCGAAACGAAAAUAAAUAAAACAACGCAUAAGGAACAACAGCAGCAGCAGCAGCAGCAGCAGCAGCAGCAACACGACACGGCAGCAACAUUGGCAGGGCAAACGGAAACCAAAACGAAAUUGACGGAAGCCGCCAAGUCAAAGGUGCAAUCACCGAAACCGAUAAAGCCAAAAAGUGCCGGUAAAAAGAAGGCAGUGGCUGUGGCAGCGGCAACAACUCAGCCCGAUACUGAGAGCAAUGUGACCCCAAUCAAUGCCGAUCAAUUUAUAACGCUGGCCCCCAGCAAGCAGGCAUUGCAAGUGCAACAGCAACAGCAACAGCAGCAGCAGCAGCAACAGGCCACAAAUGCGUCAUCGCCGGCGGCAGCAGCAGCAGCAGCAGCAACAGCAACAUCGGCAACAUGCAAUGCGACAACUGCAACGCCUACAACUUCUGCAACUUCUGCUCUCAAUGUGGUGGCUCCCAGUCUAGGUGUUGCUCCCAGUCUAGGUGCUAGUCCUCCCGCUCUUGAUGAUGUUACCGCUCCCGUUCCCGCUCUUGAUGUUGUUGCUCACGACCACGACCACGACGACAACGACAACAGCUGCGGCGAAGGCGUCGCCGACAGCGUCGGCAAUAAUUUAUCAAAGUUUGCAACAGUAUCGAAUUUGGCACAGUAUCUGCGAGACGUUGAUGCCGUUCUAGAGGACUACGUACCCUCGUCGGCCGAGAGCAGCGACGAUAGCUACGGAGACGUCAGUUCGCCAGAUUAUUCCAGCAUAGACGGUUCUAUCCACCUGACGGCCAGCAUGAAGAAGAAACAGCGCAAGGAGAAGAAAAAGCAAAAGGCGAAAGCCGCCGCAGCCGCGGAAGCCAAGCGUUUUGAUCCCCAAAAGAAGAUCAAGAUCGAUACCACCAACAAGUGCUAUGUGAAGGAGGAGGCGCCACGGUAUCCAUUGGUGGCCACACCGCGUCCCCUGUGGAAGCGCGAGAAGAUCGUCUAUUCCGAUGAGAAUACGGACGAUGAGAGUGGCUCCGAGGAGGGAUCGGGUGGCUCACUGGACGAGGACAGCGACGAUGAGAGCGAGGAGUGCAGUGAAUCCUCGGCGAGCAGUGCCAGUUCGGUGGAUUCCAAGGCAAAUGCUGGCAAGGAUUCCACUGAUGGCGGUACCGGUGCCAUCACCUUGAGCGUUACCUCCGCUGGUGCUACCGGUGGUGGUGGUGUUGGAGCCUCUGGAACUGCUGCCGGUUCCGGUUCGGGAUCACCAUCCAUCAUAAGGAUGAGCACAUGCAGCAACGAUUCCGGCUUUGAGGGCGGCACAGCGCCCUCCAGUCCCAAGAAGAUGUUAGAAACUUCAUAUACAUAUUCACAAUUCCAAAAAUCCGGACGUUUCACUGCGCCAGCAACAGUAAUACCUAGAUUUAAGAAUUAUUCGGUAGAUGAUUUCCACUUUCUCGCCGUUCUCGGCAAGGGAAGUUUCGGCAAGGUUCUGUUGGCCGAGCUGCGUGAUACCACGUACUAUUAUGCCAUCAAGUGCCUCAAAAAGGAUGUCGUACUGGAGGACGAUGAUGUGGACUCGACGCUGAUUGAACGCAAGGUCCUGGCCCUGGGCACAAAACAUCCCUAUCUGUGUCAUCUGUUUUGCACCUUCCAAACGGAGAGCCACCUGUUCUUUGUGAUGGAGUAUCUAAAUGGCGGUGAUCUCAUGUUCCACAUCCAGGAGAGCGGACGCUUCUCCGAGGAGCGGGCCAGAUUCUAUGGCGCCGAGAUUAUAUCGGGCCUCAAGUUCCUGCACAAAAAGGGCAUUAUCUAUAGGGAUCUCAAGCUGGAUAAUGUCCUUUUGGAUUACGAGGGACAUGUUCGUAUUGCCGAUUUUGGCAUGUGCAAAUUGCAAAUCUAUUUGGACAAGACGGCCGAUAGCUUUUGCGGCACACCUGAUUAUAUGGCGCCCGAAAUCAUUAAGGGUGAAAAGUACAAUCAAAAUGUGGAUUGGUGGUCGUUUGGUGUGCUGCUCUAUGAAAUGCUAAUCGGACAGUCGCCAUUUAGUGGCUGCGAUGAGGAUGAGCUUUUCUGGUCGAUUUGCAAUGAAAUUCCAUGGUUCCCAGUUUAUAUAUCAGCCGAGGCAACCGGCAUACUCCGUGGGUUGCUGGAAAAGGACUAUACGAAGCGCAUUGGUUCGCAGUACAGUCCCGCUGGCGAUAUAGCGGAUCACAUAUUUUUCCGACCCAUCGAUUGGGGUCUGCUGGAAAAGCGUCAAAUUGAGCCGCCCUUCAAGCCACAAGUGAAACAUCCUUUGGAUACGCAAUAUUUCGAUCGUGUUUUCACCAGGGAACGAGUCCGUCUCACCCCCAUCGAUAAGGAGAUCCUGGCCUCCAUGGAUCAGAAGCAGUUCCAUGGUUUCACCUACACAAAUCCGCACAUUACUUUGGACUAAAGAAACAAACAGAAAGCUAAAUAUCAAUAUCUCCUAAUUAAUUCUAUAAUUUUUAGAGCAACAGUAUUUGUAUAUGUAAAUAUUCAUACUUAACCAGAGAUUAACAAAACAAACAAAAAAGAAACCCUUUUGAAAGGAAAUCGUAUCGAAGUUAUAGAAAAUCUGUAGUUAAGCCCUCAGAAAUUCAGAGCAUAAUUCUAGUCUUAAUCUUAAGUUGAUACUCUCUAAUUGUACAGAUAUCUCUCCUCAUAUUUAUCUAUAUAUACAUAUAUAUAUAUAUACCUAUAUGAGUCCAUUUUUUUUUCAACUUUUUUUUUGUUCUUAAAUUUAGUUGGUAAGCCAAAAGUCUAUGGGAAAUAAAUAAUAAUAAA
This is a messenger RNA of Drosophila serrata, 6045 nucleotides long. RefSeq names its product Protein kinase C delta (gene Pkcdelta). Gene Ontology annotation, biological process: protein phosphorylation. The record is from RefSeq and is a predicted model, not a curated record. Gene Ontology annotation, molecular function: protein serine/threonine kinase activity; ATP binding. NCBI's taxonomy places the organism in Eukaryota, Metazoa, Arthropoda, Insecta, Diptera, Drosophilidae.